This is a messenger RNA of Octodon degus (degu), 8451 nucleotides long. It is a transcript of the gene Bbx, whose product is annotated as BBX, HMG-box containing. The transcript is spliced from 18 exons. Bases 402 to 3221 code for a protein of 939 amino acids. Gene Ontology annotation, biological process: regulation of transcription by RNA polymerase II. Gene Ontology annotation, molecular function: DNA-binding transcription factor activity, RNA polymerase II-specific; RNA polymerase II transcription regulatory region sequence-specific DNA binding. Gene Ontology annotation, cellular component: nucleus. Lineage: Eukaryota; Metazoa; Chordata; Mammalia; Rodentia; Octodontidae. The record is from RefSeq and is a predicted model, not a curated record.
UAUGUGGAGCAGCGUACAGUGGAGCGGAGGCAGAGCGGCUCCGCGAGCUCCUCUCCACUUUCCCAUAGAGCAGCCCUGCCUGGCGCCGAGGGCAGCCACACGCCCUCACGCCGGCGAGCCCGCGAGGUAGGCGCCCCCAUGCGCAGCCCUCCGCGGGCGUCCGCUCGCACUUUCUGUUUUCCGACUCACUUGCGAGCAGCCGGCUGCAGCCCCAAGGACUCCGCGGCAGGAGCCGCGGCGGCAGCCGGUCACUAUCAUAUGACAAAGGCUUUGCUGCAGUUCGUCUUCUGCCCUGUGCGCUUUCCAUUUACCUUCCUGGAAUCCUGCGGCAUCACAGAAGCUGGAAGUUCUGAUGUUCCAUUGAGGCACAAUGGAAAGCCUGGACUUGACUGGGCACAGUAAUGAAAGGCAGUAAUAGAAAUAAAGAUCAUUCAGCAGAAGGAGAAGGGCCUGGGAAAAGACCAAAAAGAAAGUGUCUUCAGUGGCACCCACUGCUAGCAAAGAAACUUCUUGACUUUUCAGAAGAGGAGGAAGAGGAAGACGAAGAGGAGGAUAUUGAUAAAGUUCAACUCCUUGGGGCUGAUGGCCUAGAGCACGAUGUUGGAGAGGCAGAAGAUGAAGAGUCCCCAGAACAGCGAGCCCGCAGACCCAUGAAUGCAUUUCUUUUAUUUUGCAAACGCCAUCGCUCCCUUGUCCGUCAAGAACACCCCAAGCUUGAUAACCGAGGUGCUACCAAGAUUCUAGCGGAUUGGUGGGCUGUUCUGGAUCCAAAGGAAAAACAGAAGUAUACAGACAUGGCCAAGGAGUAUAAAGAUGCAUUUAUGAAAGCAAAUCCUGGCUACAAAUGGUGUCCUACCACAAACAAGCCUGUGAAAUCACCACCACCCACUGUCAAUUCACGAAAGAAACUUUGGGCCUUCCCCUCCGAUUCUUCAAGAGACUUACCAAGCCCCAAGAAAGCAAAGACUGAAGAGAUGCCUCAGCUUAACUUCGGCAUGGCUGAUCCUACUCAAAUGGGAGGCCUGAGCAUGCUGCUGUUGGCUGGAGAACAUGCUCUCGGCACGCCGGAGAUAUCCUCUGGUACCUGCAGGCCCGAUGCUUCCGAAUCUCCUGAACUGCGUCAAAAGUCACCAUUGUUUCAGUUUGCCGAGAUAUCUUCAAGUACAUCCCACCCUGAGGCUCCCACAAAACAGUGCCAAGCAUCGGCCUUGUUCCAGUUUGCAGAGAUCUCUUCAAACACUUCGAAGUUGGGUGGUGCUGAGCCUGUAAAGCGCUGUGGGAAGUCUGCGCUCUUCCAACUGGCAGAGAUGUGCCUGGCAUCAGAGGGGGUGAAAAUGGAAGAAACAAAACUAAUAAAGGCAAAAGAAUCAGAUAAUGGAAGAAUUAAAGAGUUAGAAAAAGGAAAAGAAGAAAGAGAAAUAAAAGAGAAAACAGAUGCAACUGGAUUGCAGGAGGGGGAAGAAUUUGAAAAACCAGCCGAGGAAAAUGUAAGAGAGUUUAAGGAAUUAAGAAAUUUUGAAGAGCUACAAAUGGAUGAUGUAAUGGCUAUAAAAAUGGAAGACUCCAAAGAAAUUACAAAGGAAGAAUUAGAGGAAGACCAAAAAUGUAGUCAUUUCUCUGAUUUUUCUUACUCUGCAAGUAGCAAGAUAAUAAUCAGUGAUGUUCCCAGUCGGAAGGAUCACAUGUGCCAUCCUCAUGGAAUUAUGAUCAUUGAGGAUCCCACUGCAUUGAACAAACCAGAGAAGCUAAAAAAGAAGAAAAAGAAAAGCAAAAUGGAUCGACAUGGAAAUGAGAAAUCCACACCCAAGAAAGCAUGCAAAAAGAGGCAGUCUUCAGAGUCUGACAUCGAAAGUGUCAUUUAUACCAUUGAAGCUGUCGCCAAAGGAGAUUGGGGUGUUGACAAACUUGGAGAAACCCCUCGAAAGAAGAUCCGCACAUCUUCAAGUGGCAAGGGAAGCGUUUUGGAUGCCAAGCCACCAAAGAAAAAAGUGAAAUCAAGAGAGAAGAAAAUGUCAAAGGAAAAGUGCUCAGACAUUACCAAAGAGUCAAGACCUCCAGAUUUCAUUACUAUUCCUGCCAGCAAAAACAUUUCUGGUGAGGUGCCAGAGGGUAUGAAAGCAGAGCCCCUUACCCCCACCGAGGAUGUUCUGCCACCCAGCCUAUCAGGACAAGCCAAGCCUGAGGACAGUGACUGUCACAGAAAGAUGGAAACCUGUGGCGCCAGGAAAUCGGAGAGGUCUUGCAAAGGUGCUCUUUAUAAAACCCUGGUGUCUGAGGGCAUGCUUACCUCUCUGCGAGCUAAUGUUGACCGAGGUAAACGAAGCUCGGGAAAAGGAAACUCUUCUGAUCAUGAAGGGUGUUGGGGUGAAGAAAGCUGGACAUUCAACCAGUGUGGGACCAGUGGGAACAAGAAGUUCAAGAAAAGUAAGCUGAAAGAAGAUUCUCUCCUUGGCUCAGCAAAGCUGGAUGAAGAAUUUGAAAAGAAAUUCAACAGCCUUCCUCAAUAUAGUCCUCUUACUUUUGACCGGAAAUGUGUACCUGUCCCAAGGAAAAAGAAGAAGACUGGAAAUGUGUCCUCAGAACUGACUAAAACCAGCAAAGGUCCUUUCCAGUCUCAGAAAAAGAACUUAUUCCACAAAAUUGUCAGCAAAUAUAAGCACAAAAAGGAGAAGCCUAAUGCUCCAGAAAAAGGAAGUGGGGAUAAAUGGUCAAACAAGCAACUGUUCUUGGAUGCCAUUCACCCUACAGAAGCCAUAUUUUCUGAAGACAAAAACACCACAGAGCCUGCUUAUAAGGUUAAAAAUGCCCUAUCCAUUCCCAACACUCCAGAACCAACAAUGCAAGAACCUCUGGUGGGCAGCCAAAAGAGAAAAGCAAGGAAAACCAAGAUCACGCACCUUGUCAGAACAGCGGAUGGCCGGGUAUCACCAGCAGGAGGUACUUUGGAUGACAAACCAAAGGAGCAACUGCCGCGGAGCCUCCCUGGAGCGCGCGAGGCAGCCUGCAGUGAUGAGUGUGCGCGCACCGCGGAGGUGGAGGCGAGGCGGAGCAGCACUCCCGAAAUGCCUGCUGUGUCUGCGUUCUUUAGCCUCGCUGCACUGGCCGAGGUGGCAGCCAUGGAAAAUGUGCGCAGAGGUCAGAGAACAACUCCACUCACACAUGACGGACAGCCAAAAGAAAUGCCGCAGGCUCCCGUACUUAUUUCUUGCGCUGACCAGUGAAGCGCCCUUUAAGUGUAAAACAUUGUGCUUUACCUACUACCCUAGCCUUGUCUUUACCAAGGGAUGCUGUGAGUCCAAAUGGUGGAAAAUACAGACUGCACACAAGUGCUUGUUGCCCUGCGUGGCCCAGAUUCACUUGAAGCAGAUGUGAGCAUCCUGGGCCAGCCUGUUCUUUUGGAACCCAGAAUCUUUGAGGGUGGUGUUCUUUCUGAUACUGAGCAGAAACAGAAUGAGUCUGGAGCUUUGCUUUCCAUUGAAGGCUUUCGACGGUAAACGGUGGUAUCUUGGUAAAAGACUGCCUUUACUGUAGCUCAUCCAACGUCUCUUUUACCAACCAGAGAGUGGGGAACUAGUUUCAUAUAUUGCCUAGUUAUUCUUUCAAAACAAAACAAAACAAACAAAACAAAACAAAAAAACCUGACGCACUGCACUAGUUAUUAUUAGAUAUUCUUAGUCUUUUUUGUACAUGGAGAUUUAAGUUCUAAGAUGGUUUAUAUAAUAGGUUAUACCUACAUUUAUAUUGUAGAUUAAAUAUUAAGAAGCCUGCUCCAGAGACUCUCAAGCAACAUGGGCAGGCGGAUGUACCAUUGUUAGUGGUGUAUGCUCGGCCUCGUGGUCCAUUUAUUCUGCACUUUUAUAUUUGCCACCACAGUGGUAGUUUGCUGGCAAAAGGAGAGAGAGACAGAAAGAGAGAAAACUUACAAUUCUUACAACCUGAAUUUUUUUUUUUUUUCUUAGCCUUGAGUGACCAAGAAGAAUUUGCUUGGGGCAAAUUGUGGCAAAUAUUUUCCCAGACAGGGAAGAGUCCUGCAGAUUACAGAUUACUGAUGCUUUCAUGCCUUGAGGAUUCUUUUAUUUUUACACAGUGGUCUAAGUGACCAAUGGAUCCUUCAUACAAAAAAGACAAAAAUAUUAUUCAGAAGUGACCUUAGUAUUACUUCACUAUUCUGAACACAUGGAAGACACUCACUUCUUGUGGACGUGGAGCUGUGGACCCUUCACAUCCAUCACAGACAGACUGGACGGGUUGCAGUUGCUAUGCACAGCCUCGUUGGUACUGUAGGUUUUUAGAGCCAUUUCGAGUUUGUGUUGAGUAGAAAGUAUAGAGUAAAUGACGAGGGAGGUAUGCCUGAGGUGGGGCUCUCAGCUGUAGAGCCACCUGCAAGGCUCUGUUUCCUUUUUGUGUUUUGUUGCUUUUAAACAUAAAAUCAACCAUACGUAUGCCCGUGCCAAGUGGAUUAACUGGCUUAGAACAUUCAACAUAUUGACUUAAACCACCUGACGUUCACAGUGUCUUGUUUCCUAGCAACAGAUGCAAAGUGAUAAAUCAAAAUUAGUCUGAGGCUACAGAUUUUACAGGGUAUUUGUUCCAUAGCACAAAGUGUUUCCCCACUCUUGCAUCACAGCACAAACUACCAAAUUUUAAUUAUUAGAUUCCAGCAAUAAUUUUUAAUGGUUUUCAAACUGGCAGAGUUUUGAUAGUGCUAGCUCAAGUUUGACGCUUUUGAAUUAGAUCUCUAAAUGGUGACAGUUUACAUGGUUUUAUCUAGCUUUCUUAUUUAUACUUGACUGAAUUGUAAUGAUGAUUUUUUUCUAAUUGUAAUUUGACCUAAUAGCCAUAUAAAAUUGACUCUAUUAAUACUGACCAGGUUUAGCUUCUCACGGUUGUAGAUAUUACUUCAGUUUCGGUGCUGGAAAAUAUGUACAACAUACUAACACAAUUGAAAAAUAAUAGAGAUGGGUUUUGUUUGUUUGUUUGUUUUCCCAAAAGUAGGUAAAAGAGGGCAGCAAAGUGAUGUCCUCAAAAAUGCAUACUCAUUGUGAGGAUGGAGGAAGUAGGAACUAGUAAAAGGUUAAUCAGUGGUUACAACUUAAUCCCAUUCGCUUAGAAAUAAACCAAGCGAACAGCCCCAGAUUUUAGUGUACUUUUACUAUGAUGCUGUUUUAUUAAUAUUUUCUAAAUUGCAGUACAACAAAGUGAAUGUGUAAAAGUUGCUGGGUCCUGAUGUUGGUGGCUGUUGGAGUUUUGGACCACUUGCUAGCAGUGAUUUUAAAAUGAUAAUUAACAAUUUUUAAAAAAAAAAAACAGAAACAAGGAACCAACAACAACAAUUGUGCGGUGCAGAACAUGCAUCUUGACAAUGGUACUAACUUGUUACUCUAGAGAACACGUUAGAAUAGACCUAUUUUUGCCAGAGCGCCCUCCUUCAGUCCUCCGAUUACAUUUCACUAGAGUUCCUUAUGAGAUUGCUGUAUAUUCAUGGGACCUUUUUUUAAAAAGAAGCAAAACAAAAAAAUUACUUUUUUCUAUGUGAUUAAUAUCUUACUUGAUCUGCUUUUCCUAAACCUCAGUGGCUUUUCCCUUAGGCAGGGGUGUGGGUGGGAGGGCAUCUUCCUGGAUAAGACUGUUUUCAGAUACUUUAAAACAAACCUUUUUGUAGAAAUGCUUAAUUUUUAAGCAGUUAGGCACUGAGAGUAGCAGAAAUCCUGCAAAGCUUUAUAGUUCUUUAGGCACAUGCCCUGUCAUUUCUCUGAGUGAAGUCUAUUUCAGUAGUAGUGCUUCUCGUGCCCUGAAUCUGCUGGAGAAGGGAGUGUUGGUAUUUUCAGGUAACAUUUGUUAGCACAAGUACUUCAAACCAAUAUAUAGCACUCCUCCAAUGAUCAUUUUCAUUUCAUUUUUCUUUCUUAGUUUGGAAAAUCCUGUUGCUAUAUUGUGUAUUUUAAUCUGCCAGGCAAACAUCAUCCACACUAACAUUUGUCCCCUGGCAUCCUGGAGAACAAUGUUGCACCUUAUGUAUAGCUCAAACAAACCAAAAUACGAUGCUCUUCUGCUUUGUUUUAUUCUAAAUUGUUGUAUCAUAUCUUUCUAAAACCAUUCUGAAUUUAGUUGAAAUUAUCAAUAUUUAUGCUUUUAACCUUAACUUCUGGAUUCAAACCUGUAUAUAAAUCUGUUGGAAAAAAUUCUCCUAGCCCUUCUCUGCAAUGCUAGAAGUGGAAGAUUUCAUCUCGGAUGGAGAUGUAGUAUUGUUCCAAUUUUCUUUAAGCCUUUUUUAUUUAUUUAGUUAUUCUGAGAAUUUCCUAUGUAAUUUUGAAGCGUGUAGAGUAUAUUAUAGUAACUGAAACUGCAGCUCUAAGAAGCUGAGUGAAAAGAAAAAAUUACUGUAAGACAUCCUUGAAGUUUUUGUUUGUAUGGGUACUGUAUAUGAUAUUGGGAAAAGGAAAAAUGGCCCACAGCAGGAUUGGAAAUACAGAUUCAUGUCCCAAAAUUAGGUUAGUUCCCAGAUUUAGGCCAAAACUCUUCAUUGACUGAACGUUUUUGAAGGAUAAAUUGUACCAUUGCAAUUCUGUUAUGUGAGUUCCCAAAGCCAUGCUGAAAUAAUUCCCAUCUAGUUCCUGCCAUUUACAAUUGCUGGAGGAGAAAAUAGUGAUGGGACACUGUGAACAAAAAGGUGCAUCUGAAGUGGUAUGCUUGUUUAGACUCCAACAUCUUCAAUCCCUGUCAUUGUCUUACUAAGUCAGAUGCUAAUAUAUAUAUAUAUAUAUAUAUAUAUAUAUAUAUAUAAUAGCAAAUAUAUAUAUAUUUGUACUCUGCAGUAUUUGGCCAUUGUAUGGAAGUGUUUGCACCUAUGUAAACUCUCAAGCAAAUUAUAAAUUGCUACAGACAGGAGUUAGCUGAAAAGUGAAUGACAUGUUUUGUUUAUAGGGUGGGCUGGGGUGGGUUGGGGAAUACUAAAUAGCUCUGUUCCAAGCUUGGCAUUUGACAUUAAUGUGAAGCAGUGGAACCAUGCUGCCUGCUGAACUACUGUAUGAAUCAUAAGUGUUCCGAAGACCAGCAGCUGGAGGCUGGAAGACAGCAUCCACACGAGGAGAAGCGUUGUCACCGCGGCCUCGGAGACCAGGAAAUCGGGAAGGCCAGGAGUUGUCACGUGUGGAGGGAAUAUGGGGGCAUAGGGGAUGCUGGUGAGGAGAUUUGCUUUGAUUGCACUGCCCCCCAGAGCCCUCGUGUGAGGCCAAUCCCAAUGGGCUACCUCGGCUUUCAAGGUUAAUUUCAGUAAGUCCUGUUUCAAAACUUUGUCUUUUUUUUUUGCUUCUACUUUAGUGCCACUAUUUUCCACUGCAGUGUUUUGACUUUACACACUGCUUUCUCCAGUGAGAACAGUGUAUUGCUAAAAAUGGGCAGUAGAAGCAAAUGCUAUUAUUACAUCUGACCUAUAAAGUAUUCAGAGUAACUGCUAGGUGGAAAUUACAAUUUAGCUUUUCUCCACAUAGGUCCUUGUUUUGCACCUUAUACGAAGUGUACUAAUUGUUAAUUAGAUGUUGCUUUUGUCUAUACAAGCAUUCCCAAAGAUUUAGAUUUGAAUUUUGUUGUAUUUGAUUUUGGGGAUUUUAUAAACUACUUUAUGUAGAUUUACUAACAGCAUAUGUAUAAUGAAAAGAAGAGGCAGUUUUUCAUUUCAUCUUACCAGAUGUUUCUGGUGAAGUAUUCAGGGUUUGACGGACUGCUUUUCUUUUAAUUUGGAAGUGAUCAAGGUUAUUAUGCUCCAAAUUAAAUGGCUUUGUCCUUUUCAUGGGGGACAUUAUCUUCAGACAUUUCAGAACAAAGAAAAACAAGAGUGAAUCACAAGACGUAUACAUUUGAUUUACACAACCCCACUUGUCUGUAUUAUGCUUUCAAAUAUAUAAGUAUACAUUUCUUUUAAAAAAAAAAACUUUACUUUUCUGGUCAAAUGUUAUCUCUGGUGGUGUCAUUUAUACUAAGUUGAGAGAUGGAACCUUGUAGUUAAAAGUUGUGUGGCCACUGGUUUUCUUUGUUGUUGUUUUUUGUCAGUCAGUGGUCAAAAGCAAUCAUGCCCUGAAACUGAUUUUUCUACACAGAGCUAGUUAUCCUGAGCAUUACUCCUUCCAAAGAUUUCCUGAUAACUUGGGCCAGAACUGGUUACUGAGUAACAAGGAUCUGAUCAAAUGCCUCUAAGCCCUUUCACCUGUAAUGCAAAUCUUACCUCACAAGCGCUAACCUGAAUCACAGAGAUAAGCAUGCUUCAUGAACUAUUACUGAUUCUCUUUGCGGCCCUCCAGGGGUGGGCUCAAGUCCCCUCACAUUAGUGCCUCGGCUGAAAGAGCAGCGGAACCGAGGGUAGGGAAGGCUUGAGACCUCCAGAGCUCAGUAACUUGCUUGACAGCGUUUUUCAUUUCACUAUAAACAAGUCUCUUGCUCUCAGGAAUUUGUCCC